UGCUCAAUUUGGUGUGUAUUGCUAGAGAGGUUUUUUUUUUUUUUUGGGAGAGUGCAUGUGAUCAGCACACGGCCAAUCAGCACUGUCCAGACAGAGAGGCCAGGGGUUCUGCAUCCUCCUAGAGCAGAAUGAAAACUCCUCCUACACACUUUAACCAGUGCUCUGCUGAACACUGAUAGAAGUAACAAGACUGCUCUGCCUGCUGAUAAGAAAAGGUAUUUAGCUUUUUAUAUUUAGUAAAAUAAUUGCAUUUCCAUGUUCUGUGUACUGUGGGAGACCAGAUAAAGUGAAUGCAGGGUCCGGGGAGACCAGAUAUAG
This is a messenger RNA of Staurois parvus, 318 nucleotides long. The record is from the annotation of a GenBank genome assembly. Lineage: Eukaryota; Metazoa; Chordata; Amphibia; Anura; Ranidae.